UUAAACCAUUGCAACAAAUUCGAUUACAAGUUCCAGCGUCGGCCGCGUUUUCUUGCUGCAAAAUAUUUCAUUUUUAAAUUUGUGAAUUUUUCGUUAGUUAUAAAAAGUCAGCGUGAACAUGUCGAGCAAAUCCCGACGUGCUGGCACCGCCACGCCGCAGCCCGGCAACACCUCCACCCCCCGGCCGCCAUCGGCGGGUCCGCAGCCGCCGCCGCCGUCCACUCACUCGCAGACGGCCUCCAGCCCCCUCAGCCCCACCCGGCACUCGCGCGUGGCCGAGAAGGUGGAGCUGCAGAACCUGAACGAUCGCCUGGCCACCUACAUUGACCGGGUGCGCAACCUGGAGACGGAGAACUCCCGCCUCACCAUCGAGGUGCAGACCACCAGGGACACGGUCACCCGCGAGACCACCAACAUCAAGAACAUCUUCGAGGCCGAGCUCCUGGAGACGCGCCGUCUGCUCGAUGACACGGCACGGGAUCGCGCACGUGCCGAGAUCGAUAUCAAGCGUCUCUGGGAGGAGAACGAGGAGCUCAAGAACAAGCUGGACAAGAAGAACAAGGAGUGCACCACUGCAGAGGGCAAUGUCCGCAUGUACGAGUCGCGCGCCAACGAGCUGAACAACAAAUACAACCAGGCCAACGCCGAUCGGAAGAAGCUUAACGACGACCUGAAUGAGGCGCUUAAGGAGCUGGAGCGACUGCGCAAGCAGUUCGAGGAAACGCGCAAGAACCUGGAACAGGAGACACUGUCGCGCGUUGACCUGGAGAACACCAUUCAGAGUCUGCGCGAGGAGCUCUCGUUCAAGGAUCAGAUCCACUCGCAGGAGAUCAACGAGUCGCGCCGCAUCAAACAGACGGAGUACAGCGAGAUCGACGGUCGCCUCAGCUCCGAGUACGAUGCCAAGUUGAAGCAGUCGCUGCAGGAGCUGCGCGCCCAGUACGAGGAGCAGAUGCUCAUUAAUCGCGAUGAAAUCCAAGCCCUCUACGAGGACAAGAUCCAGCGACUGCAAGAGGCCGCCGCACGCACAUCCAAUUCCACGCACAAGUCCAUCGAGGAGCUGCGCUCCACUCGUGUGCGUAUCGAAGGACUCAACGCCCAUAUCCACGACCUGGAGCAAGCCAACGCCGACCUCAAUUCGCGCAUCCGUGAGCUGGAGCGCCAACUGGACAACGAUCGCGAACGCCACGGUCAAGAGAUAGACCUUCUCGAGAAAGAGCUCGUUCGGCUGCGCGAAGAGAUGACGCAACAGCUCAAGGAGUACCAGGACCUUAUGGACAUCAAGGUCUCCCUUGAUUUGGAAAUCGCCGCAUACGACAAGCUGCUGGUGGGGGAGGAGGCUCGUUUGAACAUCACUCCGGCCACCAACACGGCCACCGUGCAGUCCUUCAGCCAGUCGCUGCGCAACUCCACGCGUGCCACGCCAUCGCGUCGCACUCCCUCUGCUGCCGUGAAGCGCAAACGCGCCGUGGUCGACGAGUCGGAGGAUCACAGCGUCUCCGAUUACUAUGUGUCCGCCAGUGCCAAGGGCAGCGUGGAGAUCAAGGAGAUCGAUCCCGAGGGCAAGUUCGUAAGGCUGUUCAACAAGGGCAGCGACGAGGUGGCCAUCGGUGGCUGGCAACUGCAGCGGCUGAUCAACGAGAACGGUCCUUCGACCACUUACAAGUUCCAUCGCUCGGUAAAGAUUGAGCCAAAUGGCGUGAUCACCGUUUGGUCGGCGGACACCAGGGCCUCGCACGAGCCGCCAUCGAGCCUUGUGAUGAAGUCACAGAAGUGGGUCUCCGCCGACAACACCAGGACGAUUUUGCUGAACUCCGACGGCGAGGCCGUGGCCAAUCUGGAUCGCAUCAAGCGCGUUGUGUCCCAACACACAUCCUCCUCCCGGCUGAGUCGUCGUCGCAGCGUGAGCGCCGUGGACGGCAAUGAGCAGCUCUACCACCAGCAGGGCGAUCCUCAGCAGUCAAGCGAGAAGUGCGCCAUUAUGUAAAAUCAAACGCAGCAGAACCAGACAAACAAAACAAGCACACACGAAGAUCAUAAUUUAGAACCCAAAAACAUACGCCGAGGUACAGAGAUUUAUUAUUCAGCUAAGUUAUUUUUUGUGGCCGCAGCGCCAGUUAUUUAAUCAAAAACAAAAACAUUUGUGUAGAGAUCUGCUGCUCAAGCAGCUAAAACUGAAUCUUCUUUCGUUUGUACACUUUCGUUUUCCCUUUCUUAACAAAUUCUAUAGUUUAUUGUUUCGAUUUUUUCUGUUUCCACGUUAACCGAUCCCAUUGUAAACUUUAUUUGGUAUAAACUGGAGAGGACUGUGUGCCUUCUCUUAUGCCACAUAGAAUUUACAUGCGUAACACGUUCACUUCUUGUAUUCGCGGCGGCAAGAACUUUGAAAAUAUUGCAAGAAAACAAUAUUUUCGAUGUACUUACGCUCCACCACCUACAUAUUUAGUAAAUUAGUUUUUAAGCAAUAUCCCAGAUAAACCAGUCCGACGUCAGCAACCAAGUAAAAAAACAACGAGCACGUAGUGAGGGAUUUAUAAGAAACAACAAAUGCUUCUGACAACAGACAUAUUUAUUUAAGUAUUUUUUGUACAAUCAACAUAAAAUACAUUAUACAUUAUACAUAUACAUACAUACAUUAUAUAUAUAGACUCAUGCCUACGGAAGUGACAACCAGCCAGCAAUACAUAUAUAUUUUUAGCCAUGGCCAUAGGGUUUACGAUCCACCAAAACGGCUUUCUCCCGGUUUAGACCGGUUCUUGAGCUUCCUGCAGUAAUUUUACCAGACAAGCAACAAUAAGAACAACAAACACAACAUUUACAAAAGCAACAAAUAAAAAAAACGAAAGAAAAUGGAAGUACCCGUAGCGGCUCAGCGAUCCGUCGCAUUUUUUAUGGGUGGGCGUGGUCGCGUUUUACGCCGGCCAAACAAAUGCAACGCCCACACAGACUAUUAUACAAAAACUGAUGAAUACAACUAAAUUUUAAGUACAUCUACGUUUAUGUAUGUAAUUGCUAAUAAUUUGAUAAUUAAAAAA
This is a messenger RNA of Drosophila mauritiana, 3035 nucleotides long. Its product is annotated as lamin Dm0. The record is from RefSeq and is a predicted model, not a curated record. The transcript has 4 exons. NCBI's taxonomy places the organism in Eukaryota, Metazoa, Arthropoda, Insecta, Diptera, Drosophilidae. Bases 119 to 1987 code for a protein of 622 amino acids.